This is a messenger RNA of Scomber scombrus (Atlantic mackerel), 5052 nucleotides long. RefSeq names its product REX1, RNA exonuclease 1 homolog (gene rexo1). Gene Ontology annotation, cellular component: nucleus. Lineage: Eukaryota; Metazoa; Chordata; Actinopteri; Scombriformes; Scombridae. The transcript is spliced from 16 exons. Gene Ontology annotation, molecular function: exonuclease activity; nucleic acid binding. The coding region runs from base 132 to 3965 and encodes 1277 amino acids. The record is from RefSeq and is a predicted model, not a curated record.
CAACAUGGCGCCGUAGGGACGUUAUUAUUGUUCCGUCGCUCCCUUCAAUCUUUUUCGCUGUUCACCGAAAACGACGCGGAAAAACCGGGCUGAGCGGGUUCAUGCGGGCAUGAGAGCAACACCUGGAUAUAAUGCUGAGAUCCACCGGCUUCUUCCGCGGGAUUGACUGUCCGUUUUACGCGGAAUAUAGCGAGAGCAAAGGCAGCAGAAAUGGGUGUAACAGACCGUACUGUCACUUCAGGCACAGCCAGCAAAGACGGCUCUCUUACGGGGCUGCAGCCGAUGUUAAAAAACUUCACUCGGCACAGAAAGAACAAGGUUAUGACCCAUUCAACCCAGAAGUUGUAAGGCCUCAAGAGCAGCAGAAUGGGAAGCCGGCUGCCUCGGGAGACCUCAGUGGUGCUCUGGAGAUGGUCAACAAGGCCAUCGAGGAGGUCCGCAGUGAGGUGGAGAGGGAGAAGAGGAAGCUCUCUCGCAUUGGGGACGAACCAUAUGAACCCACCGGGAGCACCAGUUUGUCUUCAUGUGAUGCUGGUAAAGGCAAAGCAUCAGGAGCAGCAGCAGCAGCAGCAGCAGCAGCAGCAUCCACACACUCGGCCUAUGAUCCUGGGAGUUACCAGAUGACAUCAGGAGGGUAUAAUCCCGCACCUGGUUGUAGCAAGUACACCUUGGAUUCAGACAACCAGGGGAACAAUAGUAACUCAAUGGAGUAUGUUCCUACUUCAGUGAAAAAGCCUCUGUCUCGGACACAAACACACCAACUCCCCUCUCCUCCCCUCAGCCCAAAGUACUCAAACAGCACAUCUUCCUCUAAGUGUAAAUACACUGUGGACAAUUCCAAACCAUCUACAGAUAUGGAGUAUGACCCGCUCUCCAACUACUCAGCGGGAAUCGCAGGAAAGCGCAAGAGGGGCGAGAGUGCACAUACUGUUAAAAAAGAGGGGAGCAAGUCACACAGACUACCAGUGUCGGAUUUGUCCGAUGAGGAGUAUGUCAUAGCAGUGAAAAAGCCACCGCAGCAGAGUGUGGACACAAAAAAGUACACUUUCUCUGACUCUGAUGGGGAGAGCUCUGGAACAGAGUAUCGACCCACCUCGCUUAGUAACCUCCAGCAGAGAAAAAACAACAUUGGGUCAGCUGGAGAGAAGGAGAGAAAAGAAAGAACUAAACAUAUGCUAAAUGCACUGACACAGAGGAAUAAAGAUGAUUUGGCACAGGACUCAGACAUCCAGGAAGAUAUUCAGGUAAAGGACAACCUGGAGAAAAAGAAAGUGGCUAGUCGAACUAGUCAUGAGAAAAGUGGCAAUUCUGAGAAAGUGCACAAACUUGAAAAGGAACUUAACAAAACAUCAAAUAGUAAGAGUGGCAGCAGCAGCAGCAGUAAGGAUAAAGGAUCAUUAAAGAACUCAAACCAGGACUCUGCAAAGAAGGAGAACAAGAGUCAUGGGAAGAAAGAUGAUAGGAAGAACACGGUUAAGGUUAAGACAAGUGACAAAGUUCACAGAGAAGACAAGAAAAGUGACAGUAAGAUUAAAGCUGUGGAAAAAGUAAAAACUGACCCCAGCAAGCGAGAUAAGGAUACAGAAAACAGUGCAAGGGAAAGCAAGAAACCCAAGAUUAUAGACAAGGAAAAGGAGCACAGCAAGAAUAAAGAGCGGCAACACAAAAAUGGUAAACUUGAUAGCAGUAAAAGAGAAAAGGAUGUGAAGAAACUUAGUAAAAGCAGUUCUAGUAGCGGGAGCAGUAACAGUAAAGGGAGUUCUGUAAUUAGUAAAGACAAGCUGAAGCAAAGCAUCGGCUCAUCAAACGGGAAGAAACCUGAGAAAAAACAGAGAACUCUGAGUCUAAGCCACGCCGAUCUGUUCGGUGAUGAGAGUCCAGAGGAGGCCGAACCGAUGGAAGUGGUGGACGACGACGACGAAGAGGCAGAGGAAGUGCUGGUGAGGAAGUCCGCCGACGCUUUAAAGAGGGGUCGACUGAACAAGAGGAAAGCGUCAGAGCUGACUCCAUCUUCGUCUGAGGACGAGGCCGACUGCAGCCAGGAGGGCGGCAGAGCAGAUAUGGACGAGGUCGACGGAGCUGCAAUGGACUUCUCCAGUUUCCAGGAUGAUCUGGACUUUGACUCCGAUCCCAUGGAGGAGUGUUUGCGGAUCUUUAAUGAAUCUAAGGAUGUGAAGAGGGAAGACAAGGGAAGGCAAGCUAAGCAGCCCUCUAGGGAUUCAGAUGAGGAGCAAGGCACAGAGGGCACUUUAACAACUCUCUUCCCUGGUCAGAAGAAGAGAGUCUCCCAUUUCGUUGCCAAAGGAAAUACUGAUGCACCUUCUAAGUCUGUGAUGCGGCCGUACAAGAGGCCCUCGGCCCAGGAGGUUUGUUACCAACGUAUGCAGAUGGCGCAGCAGCAAGCCACUCAGCUUUCUGCUUCAGUCAAAGCGGCCUCACAGAUCUCCAGUCCCAGCUCCUCUGGAGAGAGGAAGAGAAUAGCGCACCGUCCCAGCCCACUGAUGUCCUCCUCCAAAACAACAGGCUCUGCGGAUGCUAAACCAGCCAGCAGUCGAGUGUUAACCCCCAACCAGACCCAUCAAUCUGUCAAGGCUCAAACCACAGCUGGCAUCAUGUCCAAGACCAUGUCCACUGUCUCACAGAAGAGAGUGGCUCAUAUGCCCACCAUGAAGAGUACUUCAAUGAAGCGCCCCGUCAUCCCCAUUGAGUUUGGAGCCAAAGUGCCCAACAACGUCCGCCAGCGCUACCUCACCGCCUUCAUAGAUGAGUGUGUCAAAUUUUGCCCAUCCGACGACAUUGCCUUCCAGAUGGGACUCGAUGAGGAGAAGCUGGUGUAUGAUCGCAGCAACAGUAAGAACAUCUACCUGAACGUAGCUGUCAACACGCUGAAGAAGCUCCGCGGCAAGAGCAGCUCCUGUCCCUCCCCUGUCAGCAAGGAGCCAGGGUCAGCUGCUAACAGGAGGAUCCAAUCCCACGAGGAUGUUCUGGGAGGUCGUCUGGCUGCCACAACAAGCUUCACUAUCAAUAGGAUGGGUAAACAGCAGGAGGAGAAGCUCAUCGGAGUCACACUGUAUAGGAAGCUGAAGGCGUAUCUGAUGACAGAGGAGCAGCUCCAGGAGCACGGUUACCCGAGAACGAACCCUGAGGCCCCUGGCAAGGCCAUCAUAUACAACCUCCCAGAGAAAAAGGCCAUUGCAGACCCAUUCACCAAGAUAUGCUGUCGAUGUGGCGCUGAGUAUAAAAUCAACAUCAACGGCAACUGUGUGCGGAAAGAAGAAUGUGCUUUUCACUGGGGACGUUUGCGCAGACAUAAAGUCUCUGGAGGCUGGGAAACCAUCUACAGCUGCUGCGCCGGGGCUGUGGGCUCUCCUGGUUGCUCAGUUUCAAAGCAACAUGUUCAAGAUGGGCGUAAAGAGACAUUUGACGGCUACGUCUCAACGUUCAGUAAAUAUCUACCACCAGAUGGAAAUGGAGGGGUGUUUGCCUUGGACUGUGAAAUGUGUUACACAACGCAGGGCCUGGAGCUGACGAGGGUGACGGUCAUUGACUCCGAACUGAAAGUCAUCUACGACACGUUUGUCAAACCUGAGAGCAAAGUGGUCGACUACAACACACGGUUUUCAGGUGUGACAGAGGAGGACUUGGAGAGUUCCACCAUCACCCUCAGAGACGUUCAGGCAGUGCUUCUCAGUAUGUUCAGCGCUGAGUCCAUCCUCAUAGGACACAGUCUGGAAAGUGACCUCCUGGCUCUCAAGCUUAUUCACAGUUCAGUCGUAGACACAGCCAUCGUGUUCCCUCACCGACUCGGCUUACCUUACAAACGUGCCUUGAGGAAUCUGAUGGCCGACCACCUCAAACGCAUCAUCCAGGACAACGUGGAUGGCCAUGACUCGAGUGAAGAUGCGUCCGCCUGCAUGGAGCUGAUGUUUUGGAAGAUAAAGGAGGAUGCAAAGGUCAAAAGAUGACCUCUGACCCCUCGACUCCACCUUUGUCAGUUGCACUUCAUGCCUUCAUGUUGGUUGCAGGGAGACACCGAGGAGAUUGUUCAGGAGGCGGGAUGGUUCAGCACAGUUGGAAGUUUUCAGCAGAAAUAUCCUGAGAAGAGCUUUACCUCCUGUCGUACUUGAGAAGUGUCAGUCCCUUCAAAGCAAUAGGAGCUCAAACGAUCAGUGUUUCAUUACUUUAUUUCAGUUAUAAAUAAUGUUAGUUAAAAUGUAUUUCUGUUUAUUUGAGCAGUGUCUUUUAAUGGCAGCGGGCUCUUAAAACCAUUUAUAAAUAAAACCUUUCUAUAGCAGAACUACUUCAAAUGGCAGGGCAUUGUCCGCUGAACAAUGACGAUUAGUAUGAUAUUCAUGCCAGGCUGUGUCUUCAGCCUAAAUUGCACUAUAGAAACGCUCUUGUUGUAUAGGGCCCAAGUCUGAGUACCUCAUUUGUGUUAUAAUGCAUACACUUCUAAUGAAUAACACGUUACUUGUUCCUAGUUACACUUAAGUGCAUUGACGUCUUAGAGUCUGUUGAACAUUACUAUGUAAAUGCACUUGUGUUUUUCACGUUGCACCUCAUUUUAUCUGCCGCCAAUGCUCUGUUUGCACAGCGGUUCUCAUCAAGUUAAUUUUGUUGGCUCUCCAGCCUGAACUAAUCCUAUAAUACUUGAUCAUAAAUAAAGACCCGUAGCAGAAAUGUAAAGUCUCUGCUGCUUCCUAUUUGGUAUAGUUUGAAUGGAAUAUAUAUCACUGUAUUUUGUAGUUCAGACAAAAACGCUGACUAUAUCCACCACUGUCUCCGUGUCAUGUGCACUGCAUGAAAUAGAAUCACAGGAAUCAUUGUUACAGCAGGUAUGACAUGUCGUUCCUCCGUUAAUACAAAGUUAGCAUCAGUGAUAUUGAAUUAGGACUGAAUUACUAAUAAGAAACAGUGCGUAUCAGCUAACAUGUGCAGUUUUAUGUUGAUGAUGACUGAAGAAAUACCACAGUGCUGUAAAUAUGCUUUUUUUCCUUUUUGUAUUUGUUUAUUUUUGGUUGUUUAUCUUUUUCUAUUAAAAGGUAUUCGUUA